AUGCUGUCGCCCUCGGCUGGAUCACUCGCGGCCGCGUCGAUGUUGCCAGCGCUGCUCGGCUUCUGGAAAUCCGAGUACGGUGUCAGCUACGCGUACGGCACUGCGACGUUUCUUUCCGGAAUACUUGUACUGCCAUCUGCAACCACGCGCAUCGCGACAGCGCAUGCAGCCUGCCUUGCGCUGUACGGGCUGAGGCUGAACGCCUUUCUGCUGUACCGUGAGCUGAGUAUCGCCCGCUUCCGUGAGUUCCGCGACAAGAUCGAGGCGCGCGCGCUCGAGAAGGGCGGCCGCCUCAGCAGGGCUCCCUUCAUCGCCUCGUGCGGCCUCCUCUACCUCGGGCUCGCCGCGCCGCUGAUGCUCACCGCGCCCGCCUCCGCCCCUCCCGCCCUCGCCGGGGCCCUCGUCUGCCUGAUGUACGCCGGCUGGCUCACCGCGGCGGCCGGCGACGCGUGGAAAUCUGUGGUCAAGGCUCGCAAGGGCGAGGACGCCCUCGUGACCGGUGGCCCGUUCCGCCACCUGCGACACCCAAACUUCAGCGGCGAGAUGCUGCUCUGGGGCGCUUGGCCGGGCAUCACGCUCCCGCAAAAGCAGUGGCCUGCUGUCGGCGGCAGCGCGGGCCCGCACCGCAUGGCCGGCCGCUGGCCGCCGCCAAGCCGAGCCCGUUAG
Messenger RNA from Emiliania huxleyi CCMP1516, 666 nucleotides. RefSeq lists its product as hypothetical. Bases 1 to 666 code for a protein of 221 amino acids. NCBI's taxonomy places the organism in Eukaryota, Haptophyta, Isochrysidales, Noelaerhabdaceae. The transcript is spliced from 2 exons. The record is from RefSeq and is a predicted model, not a curated record. Gene Ontology annotation, cellular component: membrane.